AUGGCGACGCUCGGGACUGACAAGCAGUGGUGGCCCACGCGCGAACCUCCCACGCGUCAGCCCGAUGAGGUCGACAUGGACACGACCAGGCGGGAGACGCGCCGGAACGUCAACCUGCGGCUGCCGUUUCACGACGCGCAGUGCGCGGUGGUGUGCCAGGAGGGAUGCUACCCCGACAAGAAAGCGCACGUCAACCAGGACACGUUCAUCCUGGAGACCGGGUUCGCGGGAGAACGCGAGCACGUGCUCAUCGGGGUGUUCGACGGGCACGGCGGCGCGGGGGAACACGCCGCGCAGAUCGCCGCCGCCACCUUCCCGCGCGAGCUCGAAAAGCACCGACGCGAUCCAGAGCUCGAGUCGCACGGCGAUCGGUCCGCGCCAGUGCCCCUCGACGCGCGCGCCACCGCGUACGCCCGCGCGUUCGUCGACACCGACCUCGUCGUCCAGAAGAACCUCGGCGACGCGUGCAAGAGCAGCGGCACCACCGCCGUCGUGGCGCACAUCGUGUGCGACAUGCUCCACAUGGGCAACGUGGGCGACUCGAGAGCCAUCCUGGGCACCGCUCGCACCGGGGAGGACGGCAACGCGGGCGCCUGGGACAUCGUCGAGGUGACGCACGACCAGACGUGUUUCAGACGGGACGAGCGCGAGCGCAUGCGGAAGGAGGCGAGAGAGCCCGUGCUCUUCGCGACGCUGGGCAUGAUCCUCGGCGAGACGCCGCUGAGCGAGGACUUCGGCGACGAGUCCAUCGAGGCGGCGGAUGAUCCGCCGCGGGUCUUUCGCAACGGCGCCUCGUACCCGGGUUGCGCCUUCACGCGGAGUUUAGGGGACACCGUGGGUAAACGCCUGGGUGUCUCGUCGGAUCCCGAGCUCCUCACGUACCAGCUGGACAAGAACUCGCGGUGUCUGGUGAUUGCUUCCGACGGCGUGUUCGAGUUUAUGACCAACGAGGAGGUGAUGGCGGCGGCGAAGCGGCACUGGGGGAACGCCCUGGCGGCGUGCGAGGAGAUCGUCGCGACGGCGUACGACUACUGGGCGACGGAGGACUCGCGAAGCGACGACGUCACCUGCGCGGUGGUCUUUCUCACCCCCCGGAGCGGCGCCGCGGAUGGAGCGGACCCGGACGAUCUCGGCUUGCCGAAGAUCAGCGAGGCAAAGGACAACUGGCGGAAACUCCGCGACGUCCUGCGCGCGGGCGCCAUCAAGAACCGCCCGGCCAUCAGGUUCGCGAACGCGGUGCUCGCGAAGAUGGCGAUCGACGUGCGGCACAGGCGCGGGUCGCUCGCGAUGGAGGAGCUCUUCCCGGGGUUCGACUUUGAGUCGGUGGGUUUGGCGAAGCGGAUGAGCUCGCUCAAGGGCGGGCUUUCGCAUCCGGACGACUACGUCGAGCCGACGGGAGAGGACAACUGA
Molecule: messenger RNA, 1410 nt
Organism: Micromonas commoda
Lineage: Eukaryota; Viridiplantae; Chlorophyta; Mamiellophyceae; Mamiellales; Mamiellaceae
Exons: 1
Coding region: 1-1410 (469 amino acids)
Biological process (GO): protein dephosphorylation
Cellular component (GO): nucleus; cytosol
Molecular function (GO): cation binding; protein serine/threonine phosphatase activity
Source: RefSeq, a predicted model, not a curated record